AUGAAGACGCAGCGGGAGUCGGCCCACGUGCCGCCCACAGCGCUGCUGCUGCAGACGUCGCGCGCGUCCGCGCCCAUGCCCGCCGGCCACCGGCGCAAGCAGCAGCUCGCGUUGGGCGGCUCCUCGGACCGCCUGCGCAGCCCGGACGACCGCCGCGCCGCCCGACGACACCACGCGCGGCCCCAGGCGGCUCCGCCGGCGUCCGCGCCCUCCGCGCCGUCCUACCAGCACCUGGGCACCAUCGAGAGCGUGCGCACGGCGCUCAGCAGCACCGGCGGCGGCGUGAGCGCGGGCUCCGGCGUCGGCUGCCACGAGGUUAUUCUCAGCGGCGCGCUCACCAAGCGCGGCCAGUUCUUCAAGACGUGGAUCCCGCGCCACCUGGUGCUGUCCCGCGGCGCGCUGCAGGUGUACCGCAAGAACCCGUACGCGGCCAGCAUGCAGCAGCAGGAGAAGGACCUGGCCCAGCUGGAGAAGAAGCUGCUGAAGAUGGAGGUGGCGCGCGCCGACGCCAUCCGCGUCGAGGCGUCGGACGCGUUCAAGCACCACCCGUUCUGCUUCGUCCUGGUGGCGCGCAAGCGCUCGCGGCGGCGCGGGCUGCUGGGCGGCGGCAGCGGCGACUCGACGACGCGCAGCGCCAUCACGUUUAACAGCGCCGGGGGCAACUGCUUCCAGCACCGCAAGGAGAGCAACCUGGACUCGAGGAGGAUCGACGACGGACCGGUCGUGCUCUACUACCUGCAGGCCAGCAAGGAGGCCGAGAGGCAGCGCUGGAUCCGCGCGCUGCAGCGCUGGAUCGAAGGCGAGAGCCCCGCCAAGCUCGGACGCGGCAUCCUCAACUACAUUGUGAACAACGAGUACAGCAACUACCGCUACGGACAGAAGGUGGUGGGAGGUACGUCCUCCUCGAGGUCGGUGGGGCUGGCCGGGGACUGCGGCUCGACGGUCAGUGGACCGGCGGCCUUGUCGCCGGCGUCUCAGGCCGGUCGUAGCGUCGAACAGGAGUUCCCCGUGCUCGCCAAUUUGAUCCGGGACAUGCACGACUGCAAGAAGGAGGACGAGAUGGUGUACAUCCUGGACCAGAUUCUAGGCGAGGUGCAGGACGGCGCCAACAGCGGCUACAUUAAGAAGCUCAUCGCCACGGCGGGGGAAGUGAAGCUCGAGGAAUCGCAGCACGUCUGGACGACACACGUCAAGACGGCGUACGCGAACGUGAUGAAGGCGUUGCAGACCGCGUCGUCUGGACAAGAGCCGAGCAGCCAGGCACCCACUCUGCGGGCCCCUACCACGUAUGCGAUGCGUCAAAACUCAGCGGGCAGUGUGGAGUCGAGUGAGAGCAACCGCUCGCUGAACAACGUGGACAUCAUGUCUUUCCACCGCUUCUACAAGCUCGGACGGAAGCUCGGAUCGGGCGCCUUCUCGGUGGUGCACAUUGCUACCCACCGCGAGACGAAGAAGCAAGUUGCUGUCAAGUGCAUCGCCAAGGCGAGUUUGGGUCCCCAGGACGUGCACUCUUUGAAGCAGGAGGUGGAGGUCAUGUCGAGUCUAAACCACCCGAACAUCGUGCCUCUGCUGGACUACUUCGAGGAGGACAGAUACUACUACAUUGUGACCCCCUUGUGUACGGGCGGCGAGCUGUUCGAUGACCUGGUCAAGCGCAAGAGCUACACGGAGGAGGAUGCCCGCGUGCUCAUGCGCAAACUCGCGAGUGCUAUCGACUACCUUCACUCGCGUGGCAUUGUUCACCGUGACCUGAAGCCGGAAAAUAUUUUGCUGAAAACGUCGGCGCCAGGCGCAGAGGUGAUGAUCGCUGAUUUCGGCUUCGCUAGACCCAUGAACGGUUCACGCCGUGGUACGGCGUGCGGCACUCCGGGCUACGUUGCUCCCGAAGUUGUACAGGGCGAGCCGUACGGAGCUGAAGUGGACUGCUGGAGUCUCGGCGUGAUUUUGUUCAUCCUGCUGUGUGGAUACCCGCCGUUCCCUGGUGCCAACCACGCGACGGUGCUGGACAAGGUCGCGAAGGCCGAGUACAAGUUUGAGUCUCCGUACUGGGACGAGGUGUCUGAUGAAGCCAAGGACCUGGUGUCGGAGCUUCUCACCGUUGAUCGCACCAAGCGUCUCGACGCCUCGGGUAUCCUGGCUCACCCGUGGAUGGACGAGACGCGCGCGUCGGUCAUCAGCAUGACCGACGACAGUGAGUUGCGGAAGCGUAUCACGCGCAAGUGCUCGGACCUGUUGCCGGCGCUGCACCAGAUGCGGAAGCACAGCCUAACGCAUGGCAGCCCCAAGAUUCGUCCGUCCGACAUGAACGUGGACGACAUGGAGCUAGACGAGCUGACCAUGAACAGCGACAAGGAAAUGCUUGAUCGCGAGCUCGCGGACAUGGACGGCUUCUAG
Messenger RNA from Phytophthora sojae, 2394 nucleotides. RefSeq lists its product as hypothetical. Bases 1 to 2394 code for a protein of 797 amino acids. NCBI's taxonomy places the organism in Eukaryota, Oomycota, Peronosporomycetes, Peronosporales, Peronosporaceae. Gene Ontology annotation, biological process: protein phosphorylation. The transcript has a single exon. Gene Ontology annotation, molecular function: ATP binding; protein kinase activity. The record is from RefSeq and is a predicted model, not a curated record.